This is a messenger RNA of Myxocyprinus asiaticus (Chinese sucker), 3997 nucleotides long. RefSeq names its product V-type proton ATPase subunit S1-like. Bases 12 to 1394 code for a protein of 460 amino acids. NCBI's taxonomy places the organism in Eukaryota, Metazoa, Chordata, Actinopteri, Cypriniformes, Catostomidae. The transcript has 10 exons. The record is from RefSeq and is a predicted model, not a curated record. Gene Ontology annotation, cellular component: proton-transporting V-type ATPase complex.
UCCUCAGCAGGAUGACGGAAGUCAGGUUGCGGUGUGGUAGUCUCUCAACAAUGGCCUUCACUUCAGUGUUAUUUGUCAUAUUCUCAGUUUAUAGCUGUAGCGCACAAGUGCCGCUGCUCAUGUGGACCAGUGACGGGUACAGCUUGCCACAUCUGACCCAGCCACCAGCUGGUCAGGCAGUCUCUGGUGGGCAGCUCGUAUCUUAUCUGAAAUCUGCAUUGACCACUGCUCCACACAAUGUGUUGCUCUUUUUACAGGAUAAGCUAAGUAUAGAUGACUUUACUAUGUACGGUGGAGUGUUUGGGAACAAGCAAGAUGGUGCCUUUUUGAACAUAAAGUCAGCACUUCAGGCAUCUUCCAAUCCCUUGGUGUUGCCAGCCCUUGAAUGGUCAGCGUCAGACUCAGUGCUGGAACUCUUCCAGGGAGAGCUUUAUAUACCAGCGGUCCACAUCGACCCAAACACCCUGAAGGAAUUCCAGCUGAACACCUCACAGCCGUCACUGCUGGCCAUCCAUCUCCCUUACUCUACUGGUGCCGAGUUAAAGAAAUUGCUCUUGAGUAAUGAUGAGAUUAUUGGAGACAUUCUGGACAUGUUCAAUUCUCAUGCUGUGCCUUACACUGCUGUAUACACUGGCUUGAAGCCCUCUAGAGUCAUUCAGGAUACUCCAAUAUCAGCCAGAAGUUCUGUGGGUCGAUCGUUACUUCAGGCUCCACUACAACCAUCUGUGAAACCUCCAGUUACAUUCAAGAACACAGAAGGACAACCAUGCAUCCUACUCUGGGCUGACACCCUCAGCAUUAGUUACGCUCAGGGUCAGUGGGUUGAUUUGGGCCCAGAGACCUUUAAUUCUUCUGCCAACUUGACUGGCUCAACUUGCAAUGAAACACUUUCAAGACUCGUUCUGAAUUACCAAAAUGUUCGGAAUUUUCGAUCCUUGCGGCUUAUCUUCUCUAUGCGCAAGAUCUUCUUUCCUGUGUCUGCUCGCAACUGGGCUAUCAUGGAGCAGGUGGUGCUAGAGUAUGAUGGGCAGACAGCGAUCUUUAACGGCAGUGGUGGUAUCUAUGCUCCUGCAGAGUUUUCUUUCCACUGUCAGAACGUGAGCAGCUCUGAAAGCGCCCUGCUGGUGCCUCGCACUCUUACUGACAACGCUUCCCAGUGGAGACUGUCUUUCACUGAUUUUCAGAUCCAAGGAUUCAACGUUACAGGCGAACACUUCUCAUAUGCAAGCGAUUGUGCAGGUUUCUUCGCUCCGGGGAUUUGGAUGGGUCUGCUUACCUCUCUUCUCAUGGUUCUAAUUCUCACCUAUGGACUGCACAUGAUCAUGCAGCUGUGCACCAUGGACCGAUUUGAUGAUCCAAAAGGCCCAACAAUUUCAGUGCCUCUUAAUGAGUGAUUUUAGCAGAAAAAAAACUAUCAUGUUAAUUUACAUGAUUUGUAAAGGUGUCAAAAAGUUCCAGCUCUCAGUGUGGUUGGUACUGUAAUCAGGAAUUUAUGGAUCUAACGCAAGUAUUUGAAUGUUUGUAAUUGUGUUUUGAAUGUGCAUUCUAAGGUAAAUAAUGUUUUUCAAAUUCACUCUGGUUUUUGACAGAAAGUGGUGAAAUAAUCAUUUACAUACAGUGUAUGUUCCUCUUUCUAGUGGAAAACUAGACUUGAGGGAAAUUCCUUUUUUGACGUAUUUUGCAUUAGACCAACUUUCACUCAUUUAUUGUUUUUAGGACUACUAUUAUUUAUCUUGUUUGUCUUUUAAAUCUGUUUCUUUCAUACUGUACUAUAUUUUUAUGUUUGUGUAUUUGUAAAUUGAAGAUUUGCCAAUAUUUAAAUGCCAAAUGUAGUAGACAAGUGCCUAUGGUGUAUGAUAGUUCCCUCUCCUAAUAUAAUAAUUAAUAUACUUAAAAAGGACAGAGUGGGUCAUUUUAAAUAUAAUAAUCUUAAUCAUUUAAUCUUAAAGCAAGUAAAUACAUAAAAUCUUCAAAGUUUGUCAAAUGCCCCCCUGUAGCCAAUGUAAAAUGGCAACUCAUUAUGCAGGUAUGCAAAAGUAUAUACAGAAUAAAUUAUUUCCAGUGUAUCUCCUGGCUAGAAAUACAUUCAGCUAUAAACAGCCCUCUUAAAAUUAUCAAAACCCCAGAUUUUCAAUUCAGUUUUAUUUCCAUAGGGCUUUGGAAAAAAACACAUUCCAAAGCAGCUUUACUGAAAAUACAAAAAUAGAAAGACUGUGGAUUCCCUCCAAAAUAAGCCAAAGGCUACAGUUGCAAGGAUAUUUUCUCUAUGAUGUUUUAUAGGUGAUAUACAGUUGAAAUCAGAAGUUUACAUACACCUUAGCCAAAUACAUUUAAACUCAUUUAAAAACAUUUAAUCAUAGAAAACAAUCCCUGUCUUAGGUUAGUUCACUACUUUAUUUUAAGAAUGUGAAAUGUCAGAAUAAUAGUAGAGAGAAUGAAUUAUUUCUUUCAGCUUUUAUUUCUUUCAUCACAUUCCCAGUGGGUCAGAAGUUUACAUACACUUUGUUAGUAUUUGGUAGCAUUGCCUUUAAUUGUUUAACUUGAAUCAAACGUUUUGGGUAACCUUCUACAAGCUUCUCACAAUUAAGUUGCUGGAAUUUUGGCCCAUUCCUCCAGAAAGAACUGGUGUAACUGAGUCAGGUUUGUAAACAUCCUUGCUCGCGCACACUUUUUCAGUUCUUCUCACAAAUUUUCUAUUGAAUUGAGGUGAGGGCUUUGUUUUGGCCACUCCAAUACCUUGAAUUUGUUGUCUUUAAGCCAUUUUGCCACAACUUUGGAGGUAUGCUUGGGGUCAUUGUCCAUUUGGAAGACCCAUUUGUGACCGAGCUUUAACUUUCUGGUUGUCUUGAGAUUUUGCUUCAAUAUAGCCACAUAAUUUUCCUUCCUCAUGAUGCCAUCUAUUUUGUGAAGUGCACCUGUCCCUCCUGCAGCAAAGCGCCCCCACAACAUGAUGCUGCCACCCCCAUGCUUAACGGUUGGGAUGAUGUUCUUCGGCUUGCAAGCCUCACCCUUUUUCCUCCAAACAUAACGAUGGUCAUUAUGUCCGAACAGUAAAAUUUUUGUUUCAUCAGACCAGAGGACAUUCCUCCAAAAGUAAGAUCUUUGUCCCCAUGUGCACUUGCAAACUGUAGUCUGGCUUCUUCCUUGAUGAGCAGCCUUUCAGGUUAUGGUGUUUUAUACUUGCAAACUAUUGUUUGUACAGAUGAAUGUGGUACCUUCAGGCAUUUGGAAAUUGCUCCCAAGGAUGAACCAGACUUGCGGAGGUCCACAAUUUUUCUUCUGAGGUCUUGGCUGAUUUCUUUUGAUUUUCCAAUGAUGUCAAGCAAAGAAGCACUGAGUUUGAAGGUAGGCCUUUUAAAAUACAUCCACAAGUACACCUCCAAUUCAGUACACCUAUCAGAAGCUAAUUGUCUAAAGGCUUGACAUAAUUUUCCAAGCUGCUUAAAGGCACAGUUAACAUCUGACCCACUGGAAUUGUGAUAUAGUCAGUUAAAAGUGAAACAAUCUGUCUGUAAACAAUUGUUGGAAAAAUUACUUGUCAUGCAAAACAUAUACACAAAAUAAUGCAUACACACAAUGAUGGUCUUGACUAUUUGUUGUUCAAUUAUAUUUUAUUAUAAUGAUUUUUAACUAUGGAAUGCAUACAAUGUGCAGAUAUUAGGCAUGUAAGGAAAGUAUGUUAGACUCCGGUAAUGGCUGGAAUAGGGUGGGUGAGACUCAACUGAGAUGUCAGCCUAUGAGCCAAAAAGGGGGGCAGUGUUACAACAAACAUACACAUUCUCAGUUUACCAAUGAACCUCUUAAACACAUUAGAAAGUUGCAUAGUUGCCCAUUUUCUUACCUUGUGAGAAUGUUAUAACUCUCCCUCUUCAUUUCUAGUCUUCAAUAUACAGGUGCAUCUCAAUAAAUUAGAAUGUCGUGGAAAAGUUCAUUUAUUUCAGUAAUUCAACUCAAAUUGUGAAACUCGUGUAUUAAAUAAAUUCAAUGCACACAGACU